AUGGGUAUAAGCUGCUGGGUUUGCUGUGGUUUUCUUCUUUACCUUGCUCUUUUUCUAACACCUCUUCCCAUCUUAGUGACGGCCCAGCUGCCGAGGCCUCACAGUUAUCAGAUUGCCAACUCUUCUACUUCAUGGACUAACAGUCUUUCCACUUCUGAUUCUUUGAAAUUGGAUGAUGGAUCAUUUGUGAGAAUAAUAUAUACUACAAUAUUCUACUACUAUACGGAAACUGAGUAUGUUUAUUGUGGUUGUGGCUUCAUCUAUAAUAGAACGUGCAACAGUUCUCUCUUUGCCAUUUUCAGUUAUUUUUACGAGAACAGCUACGGUAUUCAUAAGUUUGUUAGUCCAGAAAUACUCUGGUCUGCUUACCCAAAGAAUCCGGUUAGCAUUAAUGCGACUUUGAAGUUCACUUCAGAAAGAGGUUUGGUGUUACAAGAUGCUAAUGGAACUGAAGUGUGGUCCACAAACAUUAGCGGCAAAUCUGUGGCUGGCCUAAACUUCACCAACACGUGCAACCUAAUGCUCUUGGAUCACAAUCAAGCAAAAAUUUGGCAGUCUUUUGAUCACCCAACAGACACGCUGGUUCGCGGGCAAAAGUUGGUGCCAAUGAAGCAGCUCACUAAUCAAGGGGGAUUGUUUUCCCUCUCUCUCACCAGUAAAGGUUUGUUUGCUUAUGUCAAUUCUAAUCCUCCUCAACCCUAUUUUUAUUAUGAAGUUAACAACCUUUUCAACGUCAGUUAUUUUAAGUUUCUAGAUCAAAAGUUAGCUUUCUUUGAAGCUGAUUUAGUACCUUACGCAAUUGGUCAAUUAUUCUUUCGUUCGUCUCUGUACAUGAGACUUGGGCCUGACAGACACUUGAGAGUGUUUGAUGCACAAUGGAAGCAAGUGUCCGAUGUCCUCACACCAUAUAUUGUUGACUGUGGCUACCCUACGUUUUGCGGCAAUUAUGGAGUUUGUACAAACAGCCAGUGUACUUGUCUUGCACCCAUAAAUGGGACAAGCUAUUUUCAGAAAAUCAACGAGAAGCGGCCUGAGCUACAUCAAUGA
This is a messenger RNA of Quercus robur (English oak), 1047 nucleotides long. Its product is annotated as EP1-like glycoprotein 1. The transcript has a single exon. Bases 1 to 1047 code for a protein of 348 amino acids. The record is from RefSeq and is a predicted model, not a curated record. Lineage: Eukaryota; Viridiplantae; Streptophyta; Magnoliopsida; Fagales; Fagaceae.